Bactrocera tryoni is the source of this 1854-nucleotide messenger RNA. RefSeq lists its product as uncharacterized. Lineage: Eukaryota; Metazoa; Arthropoda; Insecta; Diptera; Tephritidae. The record is from RefSeq and is a predicted model, not a curated record. Bases 1 to 1854 code for a protein of 617 amino acids. The transcript has 5 exons.
AUGCGUGGCGCGGACAUCCAUCAGCCAGCCAACGGCUUCAGCGUCUCGAAAGUCUUUGAUUUUUGUGAUUCUUUGUGGUUAUUGGAUGCGACGCGUGAUCGCUACCGGGAAAUUUAUCGCCGUUCAUUAGAAUUCAGCGUGCGGCGUGUAGCGAUUGUGGCUGGAAAAGGGCCCGGUCGCGAGAUUGCUGAAUCCUUCACCGAAGUCGAUGAUGACGGCAAUGAAAUCGAAGUUAAACGCUUCUACAUUGAGGGUCGUCAGUUGAAUGGUGGUCGCCGGCAAUGUUAUGAGACACGUAGACGCAAACGUUCUUACGCUUAUGGACAAGAAGACGACAAGUCCAAUGAUGAGAUUCUAACAGCUUCCUCAACGGCGCCAAGCGGUAUUGAUACCGCUGUCUCCAUAGAUGAGGAGGAUGACAUGGAAGAAGAAAAACCGGUUGGUGUGUACGGAAUACGCCAAGGUAGUGCUGACAAUGGGGAACAGAAUAUGGCUGAUAAUGGAGCUGACGUUGAUGAGAAUGAGGAUGGAGACGAAGGCGCAAUCAAUUUGCCUGUCGUGGCGCAGAUUACACAUCAAAGUAGCGUACAGUCCAAUCCAGCUGCUGAGGCCAGUAAUCACAAUGGCAUAGUAAUUGUACAAGGCAAUAUGCCGCCCAAAGUAGAUCCACAAACGCACGCGGUUUUUGAACUGCUGCCGGUAGGAAAUAAAGAAGACGGUGAUGACGGGCUUGAUAGCGACGACUAUGGUGAUGAUUCACAGCUGUUAUAUCAAGAAGAAAUUAGUCCAGUGAGCACGACAGCUAUUUGGUCGACUGGUGAAGACGAACCUCUGCCAUAUGGUCAGGCUGAAUUGGAGACUGAUACUCAAGAUUAUGCUGAUAUAGAUGAGGAACAGAAUAGCACAGCUAAACCCAAACCAUCGAAAAGACCUACAAAGAGACCGACCAAAAAACCUUCCAAAAAGCCAUCGCGCAAACCUUCUAGAAGACCUGUCAAGAAGCGUCCUAACAACAAACGUCCAAAUACAUCGAGUGGCAAACGUCGUCGUCCAAGUAAAAGGAACAAGAAUUCGUCAAAAAGACGUGGCACGAGCAACAAUAAGAGACGUCGCCAACGUCCCAAUUACGAGGAUGACGAUUUCGAUGGUUUGCGCCUGACAGCCAAUCGUCUCAAGAAUCACAAACUAGACAAUUUAAAGUAUAAACGUAAACAGUUGAAUAAGGAGAAUGAAGCCAACCAAGGCACAAAUACUUUUACGAAGACCGAGACGCUUACGCGUACCGGUACAGCCGACGAUGAGAAGAAUGUAAACUGUAUUAUUAUCAACAAAACCACGACACCGCGCCCAUUCUGGGGCCUGUUCGGUCGUAGCGCUGAUGGUGACGAGCCUGAGGCCAAGGAACAGUCGAUACUGUGGAUUACACGAACCUGUUCCGAAGAAGGCGAAGACUGCCUUAUCGGGUUGGAAAGUCCGGAAGACAGGAAGGCUGAAGGAUACAAAGAAAUAACAACAGCAUUCACGCAGAAAGACCAACAGUUGCAACGAGAGCCAGUGCAACGGCGAAGAAGACGGAGGUGGAGAAGAUGGCGCAAAAGGAUAAACAUCCCGUACAAGACCCAGCAGCGCAGCACAGUUAACCCUUUCCAGUGCGAGCGUCUCGCAACGUCGGCUUUACAGUUUCUUUUGCUCUCCCGCCCCACCGACUUGUUUAGCGAUCGUUUUAGCCACUGUGCAGGGCUAUUGACCGCUACAACGGCGGCACCGCUAGUGGCUGGGUCAAUGGCAUGUGCCAAGAAGCAACUAACGGCUGCUGUUAAGCGCUACAACUGUCCGCAACAACUACAGCAAUAA